Molecule: messenger RNA, 1480 nt
Organism: Alosa alosa (allis shad)
Lineage: Eukaryota; Metazoa; Chordata; Actinopteri; Clupeiformes; Clupeidae
Gene: nifk
Product: nucleolar protein interacting with the FHA domain of MKI67
Exons: 6
Coding region: 107-943 (278 amino acids)
Biological process (GO): maturation of LSU-rRNA from tricistronic rRNA transcript (SSU-rRNA, 5.8S rRNA, LSU-rRNA)
Cellular component (GO): nucleolus
Molecular function (GO): RNA binding
Source: RefSeq, a predicted model, not a curated record
CAGAGGUGAAAGUUCAGAAGCAACGUGUUCGUGAAGAAGGAGAAGAACCCAACACUGCUGCGUACACUAUAAGUUUAUGAAAUAAUAAGAACAACAUUUCUUCAAAAUGACAGAGGGGGACUCUACAAUUUCAAAACCAGCUAAAAGCUUGCUUGCUCUCAAUCCAAGCGAAGAUGUUGAGUUCCAAAAGAAAGUCCAGCAAGUAAAAAAGCGACGGAAAACGCCAGUCAAGUUGGCUCCUGGAGUAAUCUACGUGGGCCACAUUCCCAGGGGACUGUUUGAACCACAGAUCAGAUCCUAUUUCCAGCAGUUUGGGAAAAUCCUAAGGAUGCGGCUGUCGAGAAGUAAAAAGACAGGUGGAAGCAAAGGCUACGCGUACAUUGAGUUUGACUGCGAUGAAGUGGCCAAGAUUGUGGCUGAGACCAUGAACAACUACCUCAUGGGUGAAAGGCUGAUCCAGUGCCAUGUGGUGCCACCGGAGAAGGUGCAUGAGAAGUUGUUUGUGGGUUGCAAGAGGGUGUUUAAAAAGCCGACGCAACCCGCGGUUGGCCGCUACAACAAGAAGCACAGCAUAGAGGAGCUGGAGAAGACCAAGGCAAAGCUCCUUAGCAAAGAGGCCAAGCUGCGGAAGAGACUUGCUGCCCAUGGCAUCGAUUACGACUUCCCUGGAUUUGCAUCCCAGGUUCCAACGAAGAAGGCUACUGCCUCAGAGGAUGCAAACAUCUCUGUUUUAAGUGAUGAUGUCACCCCAGUGUGCACACCUUCAAUUCUGGAGAGGAGGAAGUCCAUGGCAGGAGGUGAGGAGGUAGACGACGAAAUCGUCAUCAAGCUCAUGCCAGACGCCUCAUUUGAAGAGGACGAGGAAGACUCUGAAGAAGGACUCUCGGGAGAGGAGGAGGAGGGAGAUGUGUCAAUAGAGGAGAAGAAAGAGGAGGAAGCGUAAUCUCACGUCAGAGGCCCGUCUGCGGAGAUCUCUGAGCAAGCCUGAAUGAUCCACUUCAUCCAGUCAGAGACUUUUGUACAUAAAAGAUUAUUUCCUCCAGUGAGGGAAAUAACCCUGGUGGUAGGCGACUGCCCCCUGGCUAAUGAUGUGUAUAGUGCGUAUUUAGCCAAGAGGGGCCCUGAAUAGUGUUGCAGUAACAGCAGUUACUGGUGCCGUGGCACUCCACAGUGGUGGUGAAGGAAAGGUGUUCUUCCUUCCAGAAAACUCUCUGAGCACGUCGCUCAGGCACUCUGUGUCAGUUUGACAGCCCAAAAUGAACAAAAAUUAAACUCCAGGCCAUUUUCAUGUAAUCAUUAGAAGAUUGGUUCUCUCAUGUGGUCCUGGUUGUUCGUGCUGUUGCUUUCCAUCUGACUGUUUGUGCUCAUCUGAGGUCAACAUUAAACUGUAUGAAAAUAUAAUUUGCUCUUAUAUGAAAAGGUUUAUGUCCUUGGAAAUGUCAUAUAUCUUUACAUUAAAGAAGGUAAAGAAGACAAAUGA